Pyricularia oryzae 70-15 is the source of this 1470-nucleotide messenger RNA. RefSeq lists its product as uncharacterized. The record is from RefSeq and is a predicted model, not a curated record. The coding region runs from base 687 to 1250 and encodes 187 amino acids. The transcript is spliced from 2 exons. NCBI's taxonomy places the organism in Eukaryota, Fungi, Ascomycota, Sordariomycetes, Magnaporthales, Pyriculariaceae.
CAACGGUCGCUGGGCGACAGCAGCGUCAAACAGAGCGUCACAUCCGACAGUCCUCCACCAAACCAGACUUUGGAUUAGAGACCUCGGUGUCGCUCAAUUUGAUGCACAUUAUUGUUCUGGUCGAUCGCGUAUUCGAUAGUGCAUUGGCGCCGGCAUAAGUUUAUUUUCCUCCAAUGCAAGCCACUGGUCCUGCCUGCAUUGACGGGAGUGCCCCAAUUAUUUGUCCAAGCGCGUCGCAAACCAAGAAACCGUGGUGCUACCUGCCUGACUCUGCCGCUGCGAUCUCGACAACUUUCUCGGCUUCUUUUUCGACAGCCAUCCCAGUUUUCGAGCAUCAACCCCAUCGACCGAGCCUUCUCCCCAAUUGAACCAGCUACUAGAAGCGACAGUCACGGCCUGACCACGACAGGCACGUUUACAACUCACACGAGGGCUGCGCGGCGGAACCCAAGCCCUUCCUGUUUGCGCCAGAUUAAACAACGGAAAACGGUGCGACCGUCUUGAGACUCGGCUUUUCAAUCAAGAUCGCAACGCAAUCGCAAGUCGCGCAUCGCUUUUGCGCGUCGCCUCAAGUUCUGGAGAUCGGCAACAGGACCGCAUAAUCCGACCGUGCGUUGCCAUCCACGGUCGCCAACACUAGUUCUAGUCUCCAACUGUCACUGUCAACUACCUGACACACGGACAAAAUGGCCUCGACGGUAACCAGCGGCUACACCAUCGCGCGCCGCGAGCCCAUCCACCGCUACCACUGGCCGGCGGUGCAGCUCAACAUAUGGCUGCUUGUGAUGCUGCUCUCGGCGUCGACCAUCGUCGGCGUCUUUGCCAACUUUAUCAACGUCCAAUACCAGUUGCUGCUUGGAGUGCCGUGGUACUUUCCAUACUUCAUUGUGGUCGGGUCACUGGUCAUCGUCUUCAUCUUCCUCAUGCUGUGGCUCAUCUUCAACUCGCGCCUGCUGCCAUCCGUCGUUAUGAUCGGAGGCUUCAUCCUCUGGGUCAUGUGGCUCGUGGGCUUGAUCAUGGUCAGCAUUGAGCUCUGGGGGUCAUCCAGCGGCAGUGUGCAGGGGAGUUGCAAUCUGCUGGUGUUUAAUCAGAACCCUACUGGGCAGACGCUCAACACGCUGGCAUGGCUGCAACAGAAGAGUAUUUGUCAAUCCUGGCAAGCUGUCUUUGCUUUCGCGCUCGUUGGGCAACUGUUCCUUCUGUGGAUCAUGAUCAUGGCGUACCAAGUGUUUGCGGGGCAGGCAUUAUGAGAUUAACAAUUAUCUCGAGUUCGUUCUUGGCAGGUAUUGGAUAUACUGUUGAUUCUAGCUGAGCAAGCUCUAUUCAACUGCUCAGGCUGAAGUGAUGGAGUUCAAGGCAUUGGGAUAGCGUGUUAUGCAUUAUGUCAUUAAAUUUUUGGCUAGGUUCUAGUGUUGUAUUAAUUCCAGGUUUCCAUGUGCACAUCGGAUGAUCCACCGUGAACGUUUAAUG